Messenger RNA from Penicillium cinerascens, 1353 nucleotides. RefSeq lists its product as uncharacterized. Gene Ontology annotation, biological process: regulation of transcription by RNA polymerase II. Gene Ontology annotation, cellular component: mediator complex. Lineage: Eukaryota; Fungi; Ascomycota; Eurotiomycetes; Eurotiales; Aspergillaceae. The transcript has 3 exons. The record is from RefSeq and is a predicted model, not a curated record. The coding region runs from base 1 to 1353 and encodes 450 amino acids. Gene Ontology annotation, molecular function: transcription coregulator activity.
AUGUCUGAUCGCAACCUUUCAGCAUCCUUCCCAGCAGGUCCUCCUUCGCCCUCGUCUCCCGCUGCCGGGUCUCUCAAGGAGAACCGACAGCUCCCCGUCUCCUCGGAUCACAUCCCUCAGACUCCAACAUCGCCUCCGUUGAUGUCUGUCAGUGACCAAAGCCAUGUCUCCAACUUUACAUCCUCCCAUACUUCACCGAACCAGGCGACAGCCCAACCACCCAACACAUCAUCACCCCCCUCAUCUACGCCGAUGUCAACGCAGGUAUCUCAGCAGCCGACCAUGAGCACGACGAACUCAUUCCCUACUCCCGCCAGCAGUGUGAACGCUGCGUCGACGGAGGACGCAGAUCAUAAAUCUUUCAGCCCAGGAAUGCAGGAGCCAACAAGGAACACGGAGGGGGUGUCCAAUCAAAAACAUAUAGAGCACAGACGAACCUAUCACGACCAGCAGCCCUCGGCGACAGGCGCAGAGGCUGAAGUACGCGAUUUUGCCACCGGGCAGAGCCAGCAGAUGACGGACGGGGACGCCAUGGAUCUGGAUAAAGAACCACUUUCUGGCCUUGGUGCCCAGAAUGCCGGUCUAGAUUCUCUCCAGAAGGACUUCACUUCGGCUUUCCAUCUUUGCAAAAGCUCGCCCAUUACAACUGGACCGGAUCCGUCGCUGGAUCUCAUUUCCCUCUAUGGCCUAGGCUCGGUUGCGCGGUCGGUAGCACGGAUUGACCCUGUCACAGGAGAGAAAAUCAAUCGGUUGAGAAAGUCCUACGAAGGAAAGCUGAAAGGGCUGGGUCUGGCGGGACGGAACAAACCGAUGAAGCAGGAGCCGGGGGCACCUGGUAGUCUGCGCCACCUCACCAUGUGGCCCGAGGAGGAAUGGCAAAACCAAAAGGUCCACGGGAAGCAAAUCAAGGUUGCAGAUAUCGAUUCCGCCCUUCAGAGCAUGCAGACUCGCGCCAUGCAAUUUGAACCGGGCGUCGUUCCAAACAACGACUUUUGGGAGGACGUGCUCGGUCACGAGAAACCGACUAAGAACCAGGGCUCCGGGGAGACCAGCAAGAAACCCGCUCCUACUCCAGGAGGUCGAUCAUCCAUGCAGGGGAACGCAACUCCGAUGGCGAAUCAAGAAGAGCGGGCACGGCCCAGUCGCGGCCGCAAGCGACAUUACGAUGAUAACAGCUUUAUUGGUUACGGCGAAGGCUUUGCCGAUGACGAUGAUGAUCCCGGUUUCUACUCGAACGGCGAGGGAACCGGAAAAAAGAAACGAAAGAAGGACCACGUCUCAAAAGUUUCCACCCCAAUGUCUGAACGAGGCGGGAGCUAUGGGGUGGGUAUGUUCGGAAUUGGCGCCAGAUGA